AUGGACUCGCCAGCACCACCUCCAUAUACGGCUGCUGUUGAGAAACUCAGCGAAUUUAAUCAAGAUUUGAAUCCACCACCGAUAUACACCGAUAUCAAUGGUCAAUCUGUCACGUAUAUCAACAAUUAUCCCGGUCCUCCACUAACUGAUGGAUGCAUAGACAUGGUUUCCGAAGUUCGAUCCUCCAGUCCUGAAAACAUCAUGCCAAAAAAGACUCGCAUUUAUCUACUUAUCAACGGACUUCUGACGAUAUUCUUUUCUCUUGCCGCUGUUGGUUUACAAAUCGGUAUUCUCACGUUGCAUUCAAUCAUUUAUUACUAUUAUGGAUUUUGGGCCGGGGCAUUCCUCAUAUGUAUGGGUGUUAACACGAUUUUCAUGUAUCGUCAUCAUUCUCGAAAAACAUAUUCGAAUCUUUUCCAUGCGUUCUUUUGGCAAAUGAUUCUUAUCGGUGUUGUACUUGGUAUUGGUGUAAUAAUCAUCUUAACGGACAAAUGCAAUGAUAAUAACACAGAUAGUGCAUCUCCUUCGCGAGAUCCAUCAUGUGAAGUUUCGUAUAAAGCAUUAAAUGGAUUUCUAAUUGGCAUAUUCGCGCUGGCAUUUCUACAAUCAGUUUUCAACACACUUGUUUUUGGUACCUUAAAAAGACGUUCGCCAGACAUUCUUAGUUUUCUGUCAUAA
This is a messenger RNA of Adineta ricciae, 678 nucleotides long. Lineage: Eukaryota; Metazoa; Rotifera; Eurotatoria; Adinetida; Adinetidae. The record is from the annotation of a GenBank genome assembly.